Molecule: messenger RNA, 1260 nt
Organism: Cyanidioschyzon merolae strain 10D
Lineage: Eukaryota; Rhodophyta; Bangiophyceae; Cyanidiales; Cyanidiaceae
Product: 26S proteasome regulatory subunit RPN6
Exons: 1
Coding region: 1-1260 (419 amino acids)
Biological process (GO): ubiquitin-dependent protein catabolic process
Cellular component (GO): proteasome regulatory particle, lid subcomplex
Molecular function (GO): structural molecule activity; protein binding
Source: RefSeq, a predicted model, not a curated record
AUGGACUCAGAUCGCGUGGCAGAAGCUAAAGCACUUGAGGCGGCUCACGAAUAUGAGGCCGAGGCCUUGUACCGCUCCAUCAUCACGGAGCCUCUGCCUGAGAACGGGGCGGAAAUCGCACAAAAAGAGAAAGAGUCAGCAAUUGUGGCGCUGAUCGAACUGCUUGGUCACAGGAACCGCAUAGCAGACCUGGCAGAGUUGGCGCGCUGGUUGCGCCCCUAUUUUGAUGCAGUUCCGAAAGCAAAGACUGCGAAGAUCGUACGUACGCUCAUUGAAACGCUCAGCCGCUGUCCAGGUUCUGGUGAGGUCUUGUUGGCGCUCUGUCACGAGGUUGUGCAGUGGUGCCGCGACGAAAAGCGCACGUUUCUUCGUCAACGUGUGGAAACGCGAUUGGCUUCCCUCUACCUGGAACGCAAGCAGUACCCCGAGGCGUUGGCGCUGAUCACGAGUUUGCUUCACGAAGUGCGGCGCAUGGACGACAGAGGUCUAUUGCUGGAAGUGCAACUGUUGGAAACGCGACUUCAUCACGCGUUGCGGAACAUUUCAAAGGCACGAGCAGCGCUAACAGGCGCACGAGCUACCGCCAACGCCAUCUAUGUGCCGCCAGCGUUGCAAGGAGAGAUUGAUCUCUGGGCAGGUAUAAUCUAUGCAGAAGAACGCGACUACAAGACUGCUUUCUCCUACUUUUACGAAUCCUUUGAAGUCUUCGCAUCAAUCGAUGACUCGCGCGCUCUCGACAGUCUCAAGUACCUUCUUCUCUGCAAGGUCAUGACGCAGCAGACCGGUGAGAUUGCCGCGCUCCUGCAGGGCCGAGUUGCGCUUCGCUAUCAAGGUCGAGAGCUCGAUGCAAUGCGGGAACUAGCCGCCGCCUGCGAGAAGCGCUCGGUACAGGACCUUGAACAAGUGCUCCGCACCAAUCAGCAGUUUCUAACCGAGGAUCCGAUUAUUAGGAACCAUCUGGAUGAGCUCUAUCAGAAACUACUGGAGCGCAACAUCCUGCGAAUCAUCGAACCGUAUCAUCGUGUCGAUUUAGCCCAUAUCGCACGCAAGCUUGCAAUGCCACUUCCGCAGAUCGAGGCGAAAUGCUCGCAAAUGAUUCUCGAUGGGAAACUGAACGGCAUCAUCGAUCAGGGUGCGGGCUGUCUGAUCGUCCACGAAUCGACGCAGACCGAUGCGCUGUGCCAGGACGCAAAUCGUUUGAUCAAGAACCUUGAUGAAGCGGUAUCGAAUCUUUUCAUGUUGGCUGCGCGUUUGCGGUAA